AUGGAGGGACUCUUCUACAACGCUGACGACGGCUACCUUGAGGGCAUCGUCCGUGGCUACCGCGGCAACAUCCUCACCAACACAGCCUACAUCAACCUCACCCAGUGCGAGACCCUUGAAGACGUCAAGCUUCAACUCUCAGCGUCCGACUAUGGCACUCUUCUUCAGAAUGAACCCCACAUGUCGACCUCGAUGCUUGCUCAGAAGUGCACCGACAAGCUUGUGCAAGAGUUUGACUACAUUCGCGCCCACGCCGUCGCCCCUCUCCAGCAGUUCCUUGACUACAUGACAUAUGCGUACAUGAUCGACAAUGUCAUCUUGUUGAUCACAGGAACACUGCACGAACGCGACACGCACGAGCUGUUGGAGAGGUGUCACCCUCUGGGCGUCUUUGAGAGUAUGCCUGCCCUUUGUGUGGCGACCAACGUUGCAGAGCUCUACAACUCGGUUCUGGUCGAGACCCCCCUUGCGCCUUAUUUUAGCGACUGCCUCUCUGCCGAAGACUUGGACGAGAUGAACAUUGAGAUCAUCAGGAACACGCUCUACAAGGCCUAUCUCGAGGACUUUUAUUACUUUACUCAGUCCUUUGGUGGGCCCACUGCUGAAAUCAUGGGCGAGUUGCUCCAGUUUGAGGCUGACCGCAGAUCGCUGAACAUUACCAUCAAUUCGUUCGGAACGGAAUUGACCAAGGACGACCGUGCAAAGCUAUUCCCCAACAUUGGAAGGUUGUACCCUGAAGGAAACAUCAAACUUGCAAAGGCUGACGAUGUGGACCAAGUCAAGGGCACCUGCGACGUUUUCCUUGAAUAUCGCCAAUUCUUUGACAGCAACAGUGGAACAGGGUCAAAGACGCUGGAGGACCGCUUCUUUGAGUAUGAGGUCCAGCUGAACAAGAAGUCGUUCCAGCAACAGUUCCACUACGCUUUGUUCUACUCGUUCCUGAAGCUUAAGGAGCAAGAGAUCCGCAAUAUUGUUUGGAUCUCAGAGUGUAUUAGCCAGGGUCAGAAGGAGAGAAUCAACAACUAUAUCCCCAUCUUUUAA
Molecule: messenger RNA, 1041 nt
Organism: Linnemannia hyalina
Lineage: Eukaryota; Fungi; Mortierellomycota; Mortierellomycetes; Mortierellales; Mortierellaceae
Source: the annotation of a GenBank genome assembly